Messenger RNA from Topomyia yanbarensis, 4643 nucleotides. It is a transcript of the gene Ranbp21, whose product is annotated as exportin-5. The record is from RefSeq and is a predicted model, not a curated record. Gene Ontology annotation, cellular component: nucleus; RNA nuclear export complex; cytoplasm. The transcript has 7 exons. Lineage: Eukaryota; Metazoa; Arthropoda; Insecta; Diptera; Culicidae. Gene Ontology annotation, molecular function: nuclear export signal receptor activity; small GTPase binding; RNA binding. Gene Ontology annotation, biological process: RNA export from nucleus; protein export from nucleus. The coding region runs from base 265 to 3942 and encodes 1225 amino acids.
UUUUGCAAAAGGCAGCAUUUGUGGUUAGAUCGACAAUAGUGUUUUUCUGGAAAAAGAAAGAUUCAGUGCGCUUUCAGCGUAAAAACUUUAGGAAAUUAUUCUCGAAUUAACCACCAGUAGUCUCGGAACAUGAAUCGCUGUUAGCUGCGCGCAUAAAGUUCGCAAUUAACCUAUAGCGUACAAAAGGGAAAGACAAAGGAUUGACGUUGCAUUCCGAACAUCAUUAACAUAAAAAACGGCGGAAAUUGCAGCGAAGAUCUUGUAAUGGAACCGGCUGGCGAAGUGGUUGGCCUGGCAAAUGAGCUGGCUCGUGCGGUUAAAAUCACAAUGGAUCCAGCAGCCUCACAGCAGGCUAGGAUGGAUGCGUAUGUUGCAUGUGAAAGGUUCAAAGAAGUCUCUCCGUUGUGUGCGCAAGCAGGUCUAUUUUUGGUCACGGAAAACUAUCCAUCUAUAGUUCGACACUUUGGACUUCAACUGAUGGAGCAUACGGUCAAGUUUAAUUGGAAUAACAUUUCCCAGCAAGAGAAAAUUUUCAUCAAAGAGAAUGCUAUGAAGUUGCUGUGUGCAGGAGUAGGUGAUGCCCAGGAUCAGAGUGUAUCGCAUAUCAAAGAUGGGUUGUCUCGAAUCAUUGUUGAAAUGGUUAAGCGAGAAUGGCCUCAACAGUGGACCACUUUACUGGCAGAGUUAAGUGAUGCCUGUUCAAAGGGUGUUGCUCAGACGGAGUUGGUUCUGUUGGUGUUCCUCCGAUUGGUGGAAGAUGUGGCACUGCUACAGACAAUUGAGAGCAAUCAGCGACGAAAGGACAUCUACCAAGCUCUGACGGUGAAUAUGUCAGAAAUAUUUGAUUUCUUUCUAAGACUCAUCGAACUGCACGUGGGAGAGUUUCGAAAUGCCACAUCCAUAGGAAACAAGCUUAAGGCUCUAGGGCAUAGUCGCGUUGUGCAAGUUGCCCUGCUCACGCUAACCGGGUUUGUCGAGUGGGUUUCGAUCAACCACAUAAUGGCUGCUAAUGGGAGACUGCUUCAAAUUCUCUGCAUUUUACUAAUCGACGAAGAGUUCCAGCAACCAGCGGCGGAAUGUUUGCUUCAAAUAGUGAAUCGUAAAGGACAAAUAAAAGACCGGAAGCCCCUGCUUCUAUUAUUCGACGAAGCUCCUGUGGGUCACUAUUAUCGGGCAGCUCUGCAAACCGAGCGCAUGGGAAGUGAAUCGUAUUAUGCUUUUCUAAAGAAACUAAUUCAGGUUCUCAGCGGUCUCGCAGUUCAACUGACAGGUUUGUGGGGAAAAGAAGAUUGUCUAAUCCCGCGACAAAGUUUGUCAACUUUUCUGGAAACAGUUAUUACUUUUACGCGUCACUCAAGUUACACACUAAAUCACUCCGCUGCUCUGAUUUGGAUGAGCCUACUGAAACACGAACAAAUCUGUCGCGAUCCGCUACUAUUGGAUUACAUUCCGAAGAUAAUUGAACUGAUCGGACCUAAAAUAAUUAAAGUUGGAUAUCCAGCUUCGAGACCCACUGAAAUUACGAUGCAUCCGCAGACGUUUAUCAGUCUUGACUACGACGGCGAAGAGGAAUGGUUGAUAUUCUUUUCUCGCUGCCGGACAGAUAUGCUAGAAAUUUUUCGUCAAGCCACAUUGAUUGCUCCGUUGGUGACAUUUUCUUACUGUGAACAAUGGCUUAGCGCGAGAUUACAGAAGGCACAUUCCGAACGAAAUACCACAUGCAGCAUCAUCGAUCCGGUAUAUCUGGAGUGGGAUGCUUUGGUUAACGUGCUGGAUGGUGUUCUGUCCCGUAUUCUCUUAGUAACAGAACGCCCGUCCGUCGCAACCGGAUUACGUUUGUUAGAAGAAUGUCUCAAGGUGGAUUCCAACGAUCCUUUGAUUUUGUCCGUACUAUUAUCCUGUAUCUCAGCAUUGUUCGUAUUUCUCAGCAUGUCAUCCUGUCAAAUAACAUCUGCCAACUGCGUUGCCAUGUCCGGAGUACAACUGUUGCCUCGAGUUUUGGACAAAAUCUUUGCCGCACUGGUGUUUCAACCGGCUGGAGAAACUCGCUACAAUCGCUCCAAGGCCGUAAAAAAUCAACGACGUCACGCGGCAUCGCUCAUGGUAAAAAUUGCCCACAAAUAUCCACUGCUACUUCUGCCCAUUUUCGAUCAAAUAAACACCAGUGUGCACAAUCUAAUCCAUCAACGAGGCCAGCUGAGCAAUGUUGAACAGGUCACCCUGUUGGAAGCUCUUCUACUAAUAUCAAAUCACUUCUGCGAAUAUGAACGACAGAGCAACUUUGUGGCGGAGAUAACUAGAGAUGCUGUAGCACUUUGGAUGCAUCUGUCACCGGUUGUGAAAAAUGCACAUACCUUCAUUGACUUUGUCGGAUUGAACAAACCUCCGGUUCAACAGUCCAGUGACCAACUCGAUCAAUGCAACAUUAAUCGAGGUCAGAUUUUGUUCGCUCUCAAUCUAAUUCUCGGUGUCAUCAAACGAUGCUCCUGGCCGGAUGAUCCAGAUCGUUGCUCCCGAGGAGGAUUCGUCGUCGCGUUGACCGAGUCCGGAAAUCCGAUAUGUCGCAAUCCAGCGACUUCACAUGUGGUUCCUCUUUUGCCCCACAUUCUAGGCCUGAUGCGAGUUCUCAACGAGCUAUGGAAACCGGAUGCUAUGAAUGCGGUCGAUCAUUACUUUAAAAGUGCUAACGGAAUGCAGGAACAUGAGAAAAAGCAGCUGCUAGGUGUUUCCCCGGUGCUCCAGGAUCCCCUCGAUCCGAACGUGAAGAGUCCCCCAACUCCAUUCGAUCGCAUGCAAACGUUUCUGUCGCAAACUUUUGAACACUGCUAUCACAUGAUGGGAUCUGCGGGACCUUCGCUUGGUCGUGAUUUGUAUGCGCUGCCUGGUAUCGCAGACGCUCUAAUCGGCAGCAUAUUUGCCUGUCUGGAAAACGUGCCGGAUUUUCGUCUACGGACACUGGUGCGUGUCUUUUUCAAGCCAUUCGUUUAUUCCUGCGCUCCUGUGUUUCACGAAACGGUUCUACUGCCAAUCUUUGCCCACUUUGCGCCAUUCAUGCUGACAAGACUGACUGCUCGCUGGAAGUACAUAACCGCCCUGUACGAGACCGGCGAACUGGGUGAAGACGUUAAUGACACCCAGGAGGUGCUGGAAGAUAUGCUCAACCGAUCGUUUACACGAGAGUAUAUCGAUGUGCUGAAGGUGGCACUGGUCGGAUGUACCGUCGAUCCGACGGCGACGAGCACCAACGAGUCCAGCAUGGACCACGACGACCAGAGCAUGGAUGGUCCCCCGCAGGCCCUGACACGGGCUGCUCAAUCAGCCAUGACAUCCGAGGUGAUUAGCGAUCUUGGUGGAAAAUUGCUGCGCAAUCAGUACACCUGCACUCCGAUCGUGAUGACUGUUUUGAGCGUGCUUUCGUGGAACGAUAGUAAUUCAAGUCUCAAGGCAACUUUUCUCAGCGGUCCAGUGAUUCGAUUCCUUGCCUCUGAGCAGCUGGUCACUGACACCUUGGCAUCCAACAUCAUAAUCGCAGUUCUACAAGGCCUUCAAUUACACGGGCAACAUGAAGCCAAUCAGGCAUCUCUUAUCACACUGGGUGUGCAGGCGUACGAAAUCCUGCGGCCAAAGUUUCCCUGCAUUCUGGAGGUGCUGCAACAAAUACCCAACAUCAGCGCAGCGGACAUCCAGAAGCUGGAUGAGAAGAUCUCGAUCUCCGCUAGCACCAAAGGGAACAAGAUUGAUAAAGCCAAGAAGGAUCUGUUCAAGAAGAUAACCUCGCACAUAAUGGGUCGCAGUUUGGGUCAGCAUGGCAAGAAGGAAGUUCGUAUUUUGAACCUGCCACCUAUCGUUCCACCAACCGCAGCGACAGCACGCAACGUAUACAAUCUGAUCGACGGCGGUCAGGAGACGGGACUGGCACAUCUCUUUGCCAGUCGGAGUUAGUUUCGGCCGCGUGUACCACCUACCUAUCAAAUAGGCACUGUUGCUUAGAUUUUAAAAUUGUUAGUUCUCUUAUUAGUUUUCUUAUUUUCUCUCUCUCUCGAUCCCAGUUCAAGUUUACAUCCUUUACUUUUUUUGUAUUCCAUAGGGAACAAAAUCUCACGCUGAAACCGACACCGGUUGCUUGUUAAUUGCGCUUCUCAUAUUGUGUUAUACGAAUUUUAAUUUAUUUACCUGCUAUUGGAACUAAAAAAAUCGCUUACCGAGAAUUACGCCACAGCUGCCAGCAGUAGUUGUUUUUAAAAUUGUAUUUAUUCAUUUGAAAUUUGUUGGCAUUUCUGCUAAAAAAUGGACUCAAUUCCACUGCAUAUAAUCGAAUCAAAUUACGAAAAUGGAUAGGGUGUCAUUUGAUAGGAAUUAUUUAAAUACUAGGAACUGAAGGAAAAACAUCAUUACGUGCAGUUCUAGUUUAUUAUAGUUGAUCGUGAUAAGGAUAGCAAGCAUUGAACGGAUAGAGCGUGAAUGAAUUUGUACGAGUAGAAUACCUACAUGUUAAUUUUUGGUAUUGAAGUCAUCACUGAGAAAAUGGAACCCAAUUAUACAUCUAUGAUCAAACAAAUGGUGUUUCGAAGACCGGGAAAAAAAUCUAGAAACAUAUAAUGAUAAAAUAUAAUAAUAAUCACUAUUAUUAUCCAGCCAUUGAA